Messenger RNA from Nestor notabilis (Kea), 1444 nucleotides. It is a transcript of the gene ING4, whose product is annotated as inhibitor of growth family, member 4. Lineage: Eukaryota; Metazoa; Chordata; Aves; Psittaciformes; Psittacidae. Gene Ontology annotation, cellular component: nucleus. The transcript has 8 exons. Gene Ontology annotation, biological process: positive regulation of apoptotic process; regulation of DNA-templated transcription. The record is from RefSeq and is a predicted model, not a curated record. Bases 39 to 707 code for a protein of 222 amino acids.
AGAACCUGCCAUUUGAAUUGCAGAGAAACUUCCAGCUCAUGCGAGACCUGGAUCAGAGGACAGAAGACCUCAAGUCGGAGAUCGAUAAGUUGGCCACAGAGUAUAUCAGCAAUGCACGGACUUUGUCUUCAGAGGAAAAACUGGGGCUUCUCAAGCAAAUCCAGGAGGCCUAUGGGAAAUGCAAGGAGUUUGGGGACGACAAGGUUCAGCUGGCUAUGCAGACCUAUGAGAUGGUUGAUAAGCACAUCCGGCGGCUGGACACAGACCUCGCUCGCUUUGAAGCAGACCUGAAGGAGAAGCAGAUAGAGUCGAGUGACUAUGACAGUUCUUCCAGCAAGGGCAAGAAGAAGGGCCGAGCCCAAAAAGAGAAGAAAGCUGCCCGUGCUCGCUCUAAAGGGAAGAAUUCUGAUGAGGAAGCACCAAAAACUGCCCAAAAGAAACUGAAGCUUGUCCGCACUAGCACAGAGUAUGGGAUGCCUUCAGUCACCUUUGGAAACGUGCACCCUUCGGAUGUAUUGGAUAUGCCGGUUGACCCCAAUGAGCCUACUUACUGCCUCUGCCACCAGGUCUCCUAUGGGGAGAUGAUUGGCUGCGACAACCCAGAUUGUUCCAUUGAAUGGUUUCAUUUUGCCUGUGUGGGUCUGACAACAAAACCAAGAGGAAAAUGGUUCUGCCCUCGCUGUUCCCAGGAGAGGAAGAAGAAGUAAAAUCCCAUCAGCCCUCAGUCCUGCUGCAGGAGCUUUCUUCCCCCUGUCAGGGCCUCGUCCCAGCUCCCCCAGCCCUUGAGGCCUUGGCUGGGGGGAGUCUUGCCCUGUUUGUGGUUUGGGCCCUCCCUGGAAUGGUCUCUGAACCUCAAGGGAAAUGAAUGAGGGCACCAGGGUAGCCACCAGAUUCCCAGGGAUUCAGGUAGCCCCUGAUUUUCCUUGGCUUUCCUUCAGCCUCCUCAGAGUUCAUUGCCUACUCUCUGCUUAGAGAACAAGGCUAUGGGAUGGGGGAAGGAAAGGAGGUAAGUCUUCAGCAUUUUAGGUCUUUGAUUUUCCUGGAUUUUUUUCAGGAGAGAGGGAGUAACCAGGCCACUUCUUAAUCUAGUGAGCUGUUUGCGAGACUGAAAACCUAAUGUACUCCCUAUCUUUAACCAUUCCACUACUGGCAUUGAGCAGCCUCUUUUGUUGGGGAGAGGAGGAGGAAGAGAGAGUGUUUAGAACUAGCUUUGUCUCUCUUAUUCCUGGGGUAAAACCUGCGCGUCUGGGAAUCACAUUGUGUGAAGAAGGAAGAAUUUCUGACCACAUGGGGGGAAACGGCUUGGUCUAGCCUGUCUUCCAGCUCCAAAAUUCUGCCUUCCUUAUUGUGCAGUGGUGCUUCUCCAUUAUGUCGGAUGGGAAGUUUGGGGAUUCAGAUCCCACUUGUAUAAUACGGAGUUAAAUAAAGUUCAUUGAAACAAAUA